AACAGUCAGAGCAUUUCGAACAGAACUGUCAUCAUAUUAUCGUAAAUGCGUAUUUAUAAGACUUUUUGUCUUUAGACUUAAAAAAAAAUAAAGAUAAUCCGAAACCACGAUCGCUAUCUGGUGCAAAUUAGUAUUUAAGAAAUGUAUAAAUCGAAUCAGGAACCAGAUAUACCUGCAGCAUUGGGUUUAUUGUCUCAUCUUGAUAAUGAUGAGCUAAAGGAAUUAUUGAAUAAUGAUGGGAAAUUCGAAGAUAUCGUGAAAGAUAUAAAACAGUUCAAGGAUCUUGAGACUGAAAAGGAGAUGUUAAUGGCUAGCAACAGAUCUUUAGCUGAAUUUAACUUGUCCAAGCAACCUGAACUAGAAGAAGGUAAACAAGUUUUAAAGGAAUUAAGCGAACAAGCUAACCAAUUGUGCUCCAGUGUCAGGGAUAAAAUAGACGAAAUGCGUGAUAAGUCUGGUACAAUGACAGUUGAUACUGCACUUGACCUGCUGCAAGCAGCGGCUGCUGAGAUUGAAGAAGAAUCGGAGGGGAUAGCGCAGAAAUUUCUAGCCGGUGACAUUGAAGUAGACGAGUUCUUGGACCAGUUCUUGUCUCGAAGAAAAUUAAUGCAUUUACGUAAAGUAAAGGUAGAUAAACUACGAGAGAUAAUAAGGAAAGGACAUUCGAACAGCACUCCUGGUUAUCCUCCAAUCGCUUCGAAUUUCCCUGGACUAGCAUCCUCCAUACCAUAUCCAACUGGACCAGUAGCUAUGCCGAUGCCAUUGCCGGGAUUACCAGUUUAUAGACCAUAUUAAUGUGAAAAGUUAUGUCAUG
Atta colombica is the source of this 814-nucleotide messenger RNA. RefSeq names its product vacuolar protein sorting-associated protein 37B (gene Vps37B). The coding region runs from base 142 to 795 and encodes 217 amino acids. The record is from RefSeq and is a predicted model, not a curated record. Gene Ontology annotation, biological process: protein targeting to vacuole; ubiquitin-dependent protein catabolic process via the multivesicular body sorting pathway; protein targeting to membrane. Gene Ontology annotation, cellular component: ESCRT I complex. The transcript has 4 exons. NCBI's taxonomy places the organism in Eukaryota, Metazoa, Arthropoda, Insecta, Hymenoptera, Formicidae.